Messenger RNA from Tripterygium wilfordii, 1369 nucleotides. RefSeq lists its product as uncharacterized. NCBI's taxonomy places the organism in Eukaryota, Viridiplantae, Streptophyta, Magnoliopsida, Celastrales, Celastraceae. The coding region runs from base 187 to 1074 and encodes 295 amino acids. The transcript has 5 exons. The record is from RefSeq and is a predicted model, not a curated record.
AGUCAGACUCCCCAGUCCGCACGGACAAAAGCGAGAUUCGGUUCAUCGCGUUCGGGUCGUUGUAGACCAUGGAGUUCCCAUGUCGUCUUGUUCAUUCUCCGUAGACUGUAGCCUGUAGGUACUGAUUUUCCCUUCUCUUACAUUUUCUGAUUAUACUUUACUUGGCUUCUGAAUCCAAAACGGAAUAUGAAGAGAACGAACUGUGGGUUCUGGAUUUUGCUGCUCCUCCCGAAUAUUUUAGUCCCAAUUUCAUCUGCAAAAUCUGAUGGAGUCUGCAUUUCUCAAGGGGGCCGUUUUCCACCAUUCACGUCUGAAGGUAAACCGCCAAAAAGAGUAGGCAAGGGUUCCAAAGAUUUGACCUUAUGUAGGGUAUUCCGUGGAAGGACUUGCUGUGACGUAUCUCAAACACAUCCAGCUUUGCUAUCUAUUAGGAUGCUGGCUUCUUCUGGGGAAGCCAGCCAAGAGUGCUUGCAGUUAUGGGAAUUAUUGGAGUGUUCCAUAUGUGAUCCACGAGUUGGUGUUCAAAAGGGACCUCCUCUUAUAUGUGCAUCUUUUUGUGACAGAGUCUAUCAAGCUUGCGCCGAUGCUUAUUUCUCUAUGGAUGCCAAGGCACAGGUUCUUGCACCUUGUGGGGUGAACGACUUUGUUUGUGGUGGAGUUGCUGAAUGGGUCUCCAAUGGCACUGAACUCUGCAAAGCUGCUGGUUUUUCUGUUAAAUUGUCUGACGGGAUAGACUUUGGCACUGAGGAAACAUCUUGUUAUGGCGGUAAAGCUAGUCUAGAUUCUAUUUCUAAUUCAUGGAGGAAGUCUGAGGUGUCCAAGAACAAGAGAGCUUCAAAAGGAGAGGUGGUAAAAGAUUUCCAGCAGUGGGUGGAGGAUAUGCAGUUUCGGGGGAGAGUUUCUUGGGCCGUUGGAGGGAUGGUUCUCACAGCAGGAUUGCUGUUUGUGAGUCAGAGGAAGACCCGCAACCAGCGUCAAAAGCUAGCAGCUAUUCAACGAACUGUGAGGAGACUAGAAGGCAACAACCCCAACUCUCCUACUAAUAAAGGAAAUAGGAAAGGAGUCCGAAAAUGAAUGUUCCCAUAUAAAUGGACUUUGGAUUAGUUUACAGACAUACUACUCAUAUAUCUGCAAGGUUUUGAGCUGCAAACAAGCUGUUGAUUUGCGAACAUUAACCAAGUUCCAUCCUUUUCCGUGCCCUCUAAAGGAGUUAUGAGCAUCUGGUUUAUGAAGAAUUGGUCGCCAUGCGGGUGGACAAUAAUGGCAUUGUAUGUUCAAGAUUAUCUUUUUAUCAAUGUUAUGUCUGUACAAGGAUUAUCUUGUCAUAAUAUAGAAGGGACACUUUAAGGCUCCUAUGGGGGAUUUGAUA